This is a messenger RNA of Panicum hallii, 871 nucleotides long. Its product is annotated as dirigent protein 1-like. NCBI's taxonomy places the organism in Eukaryota, Viridiplantae, Streptophyta, Magnoliopsida, Poales, Poaceae. Bases 115 to 729 code for a protein of 204 amino acids. The record is from RefSeq and is a predicted model, not a curated record. The transcript has a single exon.
CAACCACGACGACGGCCAUUUAUUUAUUUGCUUGUGCUGCACUAGUUCUUCGUCAGCUGCAAAACCAAACACAGCUGCAGCGUAAGCUUGCAGGGCUCCAGAGAUCAGGCAGCAAUGGCCAGCCCGGUUGCAAACACUACUAGUAGUAAGCGCUGCCGCCUCCUGCUCCUCGCCGCCGCCGUGGCUCUGACGAUCCUGGUGCCGCCGGUGUCGGCACAGUGGCGCCCUGUGCGGCUGCGGGUGUACGUCCAGGAGGUCCUGGACGGGCCGGGGCAGACGGAGAAGCUGCUGUUGAGGGGCCCCGGCCCGGCGAACCCGUCCUUGUGGCCCCCGCACAACUACUUCGGCGACACGGUGGUGAUGGACGACCUCGUCACCGAGGGCCCCGCCAACGACUCCGCGCCCGUCGGCCGCGUGUAUGGCAUCUACAUGACGGCCUCCAUGAGCCGCCCGGUGUACACGGUGAGCUUCACGCUGCUGCUCUCAACGGGGCCCUACAAAGGGAGCACGCUCGUGAUGGCCGGCAUCGACGACGACUCGAUGCCGGUCAGGGAGCACGCCGUGGUGGGCGGGACGGGCGCGCUCCGGGGGGCCCAGGGUUACGUGCUGGGCGUGGUCAUGCCAGUGUCGUCCCAGUACGUAGUGAUGGAGCUGGACGUGCACGCGUCCGUGCCGGAGCCGACGAACAAAGCCAAAGCGGCUGCCUCUCAUCUCAUAAUGGACCUGUAAUCCACUAGCUUGCUGCUAAAUAAUCGUUCAUUGUGCCCCCUACUGCCCUUUGCUUCGAUGGGUACGUGCUAGCGCUGCGCCUCUUGCUGCUACACCAUGGUGAGAAAUAAAAUAAAUUCGCCUCCUCCUGGCCCAGAUCUCA